This is a messenger RNA of Ceratotherium simum simum (southern white rhinoceros), 3663 nucleotides long. NCBI's taxonomy places the organism in Eukaryota, Metazoa, Chordata, Mammalia, Perissodactyla, Rhinocerotidae. The record is from RefSeq and is a predicted model, not a curated record.
GCUCACUGGCUUCCCGCCCACUGCAGAUGCUCAUGGUCCCUGGUGUCCUCAAGCCUCAUGUGAGAGCUGCUGCUCCGAGCUGAGGCCUGGCUCCCAGGAGGAUGCCCCAGCCGCCAGCCAGCUCCCGUCUGCACCAUGAGUGAUGAGCGGCGGCUGCCUGGCAGUGCGGUGGGCUGGCUGGCAUGUGGUGGCCUCUCCCUGUUGGCCAACGCCUGGGGCAUCCUCAGCGUGGGUGCCAAGCAGAAGAAGUGGAAGCCGCUGGAGUUCCUGCUGUGCACGCUUGCGGCCACCCACAUGCUCAACGUGGCAGUGCCCAUUGCCACCUACGCCGUGGUGCAGCUGCGGCGGCAGCGCCCUGACUACGAGUGGAAUGAGGGCCUCUGCAAGGUCUUCGUCUCCACCUUCUACACCCUCACCCUGGCCACCUGCUUCUCCGUCACCUCCCUCUCCUACCACCGCAUGUGGAUGGUGCGCUGGCCCGUCAACUACCGGCUGAGCAACGCCAAGAAGCAGGCGGUGCACACGGUCAUGGGCAUCUGGACGGUGUCCUUCGUCCUGUCGGCCCUGCCUGCCGUCGGCUGGCACGACACGAGCGAGCGCUUCUACGCCCAUGGCUGCCGCUUCAUCGUGGCUGAGAUUGGCCUGGGCUUCGGCGUCUGCUUCCUGCUGCUGGUGGGUGGCAGCGUGGCCAUGGGUGUGGUCUGCACAGCCAUCGCCCUCUUCCAGACGCUGGCUGUGCGGGUAGGGCGCCGGGCCGACCGCCACGCCUUCACUGUGCCCACCAUCGUGGUGGAGGAUGCACAGGGCAAGCGACGGUCCUCCAUCGAUGGCUCCGAGCCCACCAAAACCUCGCUGCAGAUCACGGGCCUGGUGGCCACUAUCGUCAUCAUCUACGACUGCCUCAUGGGCUUCCCCGUGCUGGUGGUGAGCUUCAGCAGCCUGCGGGCAGACACCUCGGCACCCUGGAUGGUACUGUGUGUGCUGUGGUGCUCAGUGACCCAAGCCCUCCUGCUGCCCAUAUUCCUCUGGGCCUGCGACCGCUACCGCGCUGACCUCAAGGCCGUCUGGGAGAAGUGCGUGGCCCUCAUGGCCAACGAUGAGGACUCGGACGAUGAUACCAGCCUGGAGGGUCGCGUCCCCCCGGACCUGGUGCUGGAGCGCUCCCUUGACUACAGCUAUGGGGGCGACUUUGUGGCCCUGGAUAGGAUGGCCAAGUAUGAGCUCUCUGCCCUGGAGGGGGGCCUGCCCCAGUUGUACCCACUGCGGCCCUUGCAGGAGGACAAGAUGCACUACCUGCAGGUCCCGCCCACGAGACGCUUCUCGCACGACGACGCGGACGUGUGGGCCGCCGUCCCGCUGCCUGCCUUCCUGCCGCGCUGGGGCUCCGGCGAGGACCUGGCCGCCCUCGUGCUGCCCGCCGCUCCGACUGCGCACGCGCACGCGGGCCCCCUGCGGACCGGCCUGAGCGUGUCGUGGGGCGAGCCCGGGGGCCUGCGUGCGGCGGCCGGCGGCAGCACCAGCAGCUUCCUGAGCUCACCUUCCGAGUCUUCGGGGUACGUCACGCUGCACUCAGACUCGCUGGGCUCGGCGUCCUAGGGCCCGCCGGCCCCUGCCCACGCUUUUCAGGCAGGCCGCCCGCCCGCGGGGGCCAAAGCACCAAAGAUACCACCCUGUCCAGGCUCGGGGGGCGGGGAGUGGGGGCCGCGCUGAGCCUGCCAACGGCACCUGGACGUGUGCCAGCCCUGCCAGGGUGACGGGGCGGUGGCUCUAUGCCGGCCCCGGAAGCGGACGUUGUCUGGAGGGGCGAUGACAGCCCUGGACUUCACUGGUCUCAGACCAGCCUCUAGGCACGGCAUCUCCGAGCAGAGUGAGGCUGGGCUUGGGUAAAGGCGGGCUCUGCACGCCCAGCUGCGCCUCCCCCUGCCCCAGGACAGCUGGGCUGGGGGUGGUGGGGGCUGGGAGCCCAGGGACAGAGCCACCACCAGACAGAACAAAGCCUGGCCCCGCAGGAGCGAGAGCCACCGGACUGCACUCUGCUUUCCACUCUUCACUGUAACUGUCUCACCUCAGGGGGUGGGGUACAGAGGGUCUCUAAGCACAGGGGUCUUCAGAGCCCAAACAAGCUCUCUGAGCAAGUUUCAUUGCUGACCUGUUCUGCCUCGGUUUUCCUAUCUGUGAUGAGCAGAUGACCAUGUUAACUCUCAGGACUGUUUAGAGAAGUCUCCUGGUCCAUGUGCCCUGGCCACCGAGUGGACAGGGCAUGAGAGUCUAGUGCCCUCUGUGGUUCCUUUGUAAGGGUCAGUCUUCAGUAUGUGGCCUGGUUUGGCACCAGGCCUGAGGCCUCCCACUCUCAGUGCCCCUGGCCCCCUUGGGAACUCACUCCCCACCCAGCUAAAGCACAACACUUCUGCACCAUCACUGUUGGCACCACCCCAGCUUGACCACCAUCAGCAUCCCCACCCUCGUCACUCCGCCAUCAUGGUCUACCCUCACCACUUCAGCCACCUCUGUGACUCCCACCGUGAAGGUUGUGGUACAUGGUAGAAAGGUCUGAGGCAAAGGGGGAGUGGGCUUCCUUAUUCUGGUGCCCAUCCCUGGCCUCAUCCCCCAUCCGUGCAGGUCUAGCCAGGAAGGGAUCCUGGCUUAGAGGCCUCCCAGGUUUUGGGUUUAAGGCCUGGUCCCUGGCAAGGGUCCUCCUCCACCCUGGGGGUAGGGUUCUUCUUUGCCCUCCCUCCUGGACAGAUCCCUUGCAGGCCUGAGCUUUGCCCUGGGCCCUGGGGAGGGGCAUGCUGGGUCUUCUGUGGGGGAAGACCCUAGAUUCAGGCUAAGAAGAGGCCCAGGAACAGUUGCGAUCUUGAGCUGGAGGAAUAGGGGCAGAUGCAGAGGCUUCCUCCUCCUGGCCCCUGCCUCCAUGCAGUGGCCUCUAAACCUGAAGACCUAGCGUGAAUUCUAGAGCCAGCACGGAGCCUGCCUGCUGUGUUCCCUCCUGCUCUGCAACCUGGAAUUGCAACACUGCUUCUGCCUCUCAGCAGCCAAGCCCAUCUUCUCACUCUCCAGAUAGGGUCCUGCCCCAGAAGAGGCCUCUGGGAGGGGGGAGGAUGGGGGACCACCUGGCUCCAUCUCUGCUUUGGAGGCCUCUCCACUCCCUGGCUGUGGGCUAACUUGGGGGGAUGAGCUGACCACAGGUGAGCAAGGCAGGGGACUGCAAUCCAGCCCUAGCCGUGGAAGGGGCCACCUCUGGCCAAUGCUGCUGUGCCUUCAAGGAGCAACAUGUCAUUUGGGGGCAGAGGUCAUCAGUUAGCCACUGUCCCCCCUCAGGCUGGCCCAUUUGUCACCUUGGGUUUUCACUCUGUGUAUUUCAUAUCCAAUGGCAAUACUUGCAAGGGGACGUGGUACGCUGAAGUCCCUCCAGUCCUGGUUUUUACAAAAAUAAAGAGGAGGACGCCAAGCAGAGGACCCUGGGGCCUGGGGCUCCCUCCUCACACUCUGCAUCCUCCAGGCCUUUUUGCUGCGUUGAUAAGCAGCUUGACCCUGGGCUCACCGGGAGGGAGCUCUGCUUUCCUACCACCACCCAGCCCAGAGCCAGGGAUCCGUUUGUAGUUUUUUGACAACUGAGCAUUUCUCUUCUGUACAGAAUCCAAUAAAAACUUCCUAUGAUUUGCA